GUCAUACUCCGCCUGGCUCUCCGAUAAUGAGUCGGUUUGUAAACAGAUAGGCGCCCAGUGCAAAACCGGCUCGAUUUCACGUUUUAUCUCCGGUUGAAAUUCCGAGGGGCAGCAGGAAGGUUGGUUUCCUGAUGAGUAAGGUGCAUCUGGCGAUUCUAGAAAGGUCGCGUGCGCUACGGUUUUGAGGAUUGGAAUUACACUCUGUUGAGUGAUUUAAUUGAAUUUCUAGUGUUAAAAUUCUUAAAAUUCAACGAGUUUUAUCCGUGGUUAGUAGGUGACGGACUAGUUCGGAUGGUCUAAAGCUUUCUCACUCAACUGGCCGAGAAGGUAACAGUUCUAAAAAUGCAUAUUCUGAGGGCUCUUUUUUUGGUAAUGGUUACGGUAAGCCUUCGUGAUCAAUAUGUCUCUGCAUCUGCCUACAAUGAGUCUGCGAUUUGGAAUACAUUCCUGCAGUAUGCAUCAGUUGUCAAGGAGCUACCAUCAACAGUACAAACAUGGAAAUUACCGCAAGAAUCAAAUUGGUCUCACUCAUCUGCUAGAUUAUCAAGAACAUCAACGGUACGAAAUGACAACCUUGAAAUGAAACAGACAGCAACGAGCCAGCAACAGCCCUACGAUCCUGACACCCAUACAAAAGGAACACCAUCUACCUACCAUCCUUACAUUACGAUAACAAUACCACAGAUAACUACAUCGACAUCGAAACCAACAACAGCUCUGACAACGACAUCGAAACCAACAACAACUCCGACAAUGACAACGGAACCAGAAACUCCUACACCACCAUCAACACCACCGACAAGAACAACAGCACCAUGGACAACAACAUCAUGGACAACACCACGGACAACAACACGGACAACAAUACCACCAUCACCACCAACAACCCCAACAACAUCGCCACCAACAACCCCAACAACAUCGCCACCAACAACCCCAACCCCAACUCCUUUCACAACACCAGCUCCACAACCUUUUACUUUGCCACCUUAUCAAAACACAGCAAAAAUGGCCCGUUUUGUAGUUCAUUUCUCAAAUUGGGGAUCUUUGUCCUAUCAAGCUGAGCAAACCGAGAUUUCCGGCUACCCAUCUGUGCGAGUUUACUCCAUUAGUGAUGGAUACGUCUAUGAAGGUACCGGAGUGCCUUAUUUUAUGGUCUCGCCGCUUGAUCUGACCAUCCAGGCUCUGGACACAGACGAGCGUUGUUCGCUGAUUGUCUCUUUAUCUCAGACCUCUUAUUGCGACUCUCAGCAGUGGGAUCCUGAAGAUCCUCGCUGUGUCCAAGUUAUUCUGACAGGACGCUUCGUCAAGCUUCCAAAGAAUAGUGAUGAAAUGAUGUUUGCCAGACGUGUACUUUGGGACAGACAUCCGCAAAUGAUAAGCUGGUUUGUUAAUAAGACUGAUCACAACUGGCAAUUUGCAAAACUGAACAUAGAAUUCAUAACAGUGAUCGACUACUUUGGUGGGCGCAAGUAUCCAGGGUUGUCAGAAUACUUUUCAGCGGAAGCUCCUAAACCAUAUGGCGUAGAAAUGAUCUAAUAAUGUUUGCAAAAGAGAGGAGAAAAAAGAGGCACUGAUACAACACUCUAUGAUUGUUGCUCCUGUGAAGACGAAUGAUUACUGCUCAUGACACUUUUCUCAUUCUUGUACUACCGAGCACGAUAGGAAAUAAAAUUUGCAAAGGCAAAGUUAUCUCUAAACUGCGAUUACUUGGAAAUGCAAAAUGUGUAAAGGGGUUGAAUUUUUUUUCAAGUUUGAUUGUGUUCCAAUGAUUAGAUUUUCAGAGGGGGGAUGUUAACUGGAAUAAAAGUAUAAUGUCAAAACAGUACUUUAAGAAGUUUUAAUAACUUCAAGCUUUAUCCUUUCUUAUUACUUGGACAAGUUUGUGCUUUAAUUGGUUGCAAAUGUACACUGCUGUCCGAAAUAAGAAUGCUGCAACUUCA
Bemisia tabaci is the source of this 1943-nucleotide messenger RNA. Lineage: Eukaryota; Metazoa; Arthropoda; Insecta; Hemiptera; Aleyrodidae. The record is from RefSeq and is a predicted model, not a curated record.